AUGCGCUUCCUUCUUGUUUACAGCCUCUUCGCUGCGGUCCCCCCGGCAGUCUCGACAUGUAUAGAUCCCAGAGCAGAGACGUCCUUGAGUGGUACCUCCGACCCAUCUCUAUUCGACAUGAUCCCAGAAUGCGCGCGGAACUGUGUGGACAACUUCAUCAAAUCCCAGUAUACGCCCACCGAGUGCAAAACGCCGUCGAAUAUCGAGUGCCUGUGUCGGACGCCGUCAUCAGACGGUUUCACGCUGGGGGAAGCUGCCCUGAGUUGUGCGUUGUCUUUGUGCUCUGAAAAAACCAUCAAGACCACGAAUGCGUAUCGUAUAUGCGACUCGGUGCAAGGGGCUGUUCUGGCGACGCAUGCUACGAUUACCGCAACGGUUUUCCCGGCUGUGCAGACCACAACGGCGACUUAUGUCACGGCGACGGAGACACCAAAAACUACUUCUACUUCUACUUCUAUUUCUACUUCUGAACAGACUGCAGAUACUUCACCUUUUUCGACAUCUACGACUUCAAGCAGUUCUCCAGUUGCCACACCUCAAAAUACAACAGCAGCUUCCAAUCCUUCUUCCGCGAAGAAGGAAGAUCAUCAUACCAUUGCUUCAGGAGCGGUUAUCGGUGUCUCCAUCGUUUCAGGCGUGGCAGGGUCAUUUAUAAUUGGUGUUGCGGUAUUCCUUUGUUGUAAGCGGUACAGGAGUGGGAACUCCAACGACACCGAUCAAGACUUUUUCGAGAUUGGCGGUGCCAUGACCGAGCCACCUGGAUUCUCGCACCCUUCAUCCCGGCUUCCAUCUCCAGAUCCGACCCCGGGUUCUUCAUGGAACGAAAAAUACGGCAUGCCCCAAUCCGCGGGCCCGGUUCAGUCAUCAUCUCAGCGGGCUUUUGUCCCCGUCCCAGAGGUCAGCUAUGCAGGGAGAUCUCGGAAUCAGGAACAGAUAGGAGUCGCCGUAAGCUCUGAUUCCGAGUGGGCAGUCUCGCCCAUGACACAGUCUUCUCAACGCACUCUGUCGGAGGUACUGCCUGACCGGACACCGGGGCUCUAUCCAAAGCCGUUGAAAUGGAGCCAUCGACCUGUCAGUGGGGUGACGCUUUUCGAAGAAGAAGAAGAUGAUGAAGAGGGCCGGCAUGUAACUCCGCCGGAGGACAUUCGCAAUCCGCCGUCAAGGUCACAAGCCCCAAUAGGGCUUCCUGCAAAUCCUCGUGCCGUGAAGGAAGGCUUUCCAGCGGGGAGGUUCCUGCGCGAUGCUGGACAUCCACAGACCCAUCUUACAACACCAACGACCACCGCAAUGCGCGGAUCCUCCACAACAACAACAGAUACAAGCAGCGCCGUCGAUGAUUUCAGAAGCUCAUCAUCACCACAUCUCUCUUCUCCGAAUACAUUCGCUACCACGCCUUCUAGCACAGCUCAGGGCCGCAUCCUCAGCGGCAUGCUCCCUAGCAGAAAACCACCUCCUCCACCCCCGAAGCAACUACCCGCAAGAACUCUCGACCCAGCGUUAGAAAUAAUAUCGCGGCCACGCAUCGUUCGCCAGAAUGAUAUCAAGCGCGUCCAGCUGCGGCCGGGCCAACCCCGUUCUCCUAGUGAGGUGGUCGUCCCCUACGACCCCGAGGAACUCUGGCUGGAACGAGGGCGUUCGUACAUGUCGCAAAAUGCAGAACUGCCGUACCCAUCCGACGCGAGACGUGCUUCUGCGCUGUAUCCAAACAGUCCGACGCGGAUGAAUCGUCGAAAUCCGCAUAGGCUGUCUCCUGAGAGUCGGAAUGUGGUUGUUUCACAGCAGGGCACGGAUUUUGUGCUCAGGGUGGAGUGA
Molecule: messenger RNA, 1812 nt
Organism: Penicillium lagena
Lineage: Eukaryota; Fungi; Ascomycota; Eurotiomycetes; Eurotiales; Aspergillaceae
Exons: 1
Coding region: 1-1812 (603 amino acids)
Source: RefSeq, a predicted model, not a curated record